UACUCUGAAGCAUGCAUGCAUGAAUGAAGACAGCAUGAAGAAGUUACAAGGUGACUGUGUCUCUUGGCUGGUCCUUUUGACUGGAUUUGCUCAGCUCCUACUAGUGUGUGGAAAGGAGACAGUGACCUCCUGUUCUGACCUCACUCUCACCAAUGGAAACAUUACCUACAAUGGUGGAUCCCCUAACAACAGAUCUAUCUUCUCUGGAGCUACCUAUUCCUGUAACCCUGGCUACACCCUCUAUGGAAACACCACCACCAGGAAUUGUAAGAGUGGUGGAAGCUGGGAUGGGUCAGCUCCAGUAUGUCAGCCUCUCUGUGAUGACAUCACUCUCACCAAUGGAAAUGUGACCUAUGACCCAACCUCUUCUCCAAGACUGGAAAGAACUACGGCCACUCACAACUGUAAUAGUGGUUAUGUUCUUUUAGGUGAACGUAAGAGAAUGUGUCAGUCAAACAGAACGUGGAGUGGAGAAAUUGUUACUUGCAAUGUUAUUGUCUGUCCACCUCUUGCUGACUCUCCCUAUGAGCCAAUAUCCUACUCUCCAAAAACUUCCCCAUACUUAAUUGGAACACAAGCAAUGUACAUGGUUACAUGCCCUCCUGGACAGGAGAGGAGAGGAGGAAAUGAUGUGAGGAUUUGUGUGCGUGAUGGACGUAGUACUGUGGGGGUGUGGACUGGAACUGCUCCCAUCUGUGCAGACAUUGAUGAAUGCUCUGGUGCUCAUGGCUGUGAUCAGAUCUGCACCAACACUUCUGGAUCAUACACCUGUGACUGCAACUCUGGAUAUCGACUUGCUACUGAUGGAAGAGGAUGUGAUGAUAUUGAUGAGUGUGCUGGACCCAACAUCUGCCAGCUGCAAGUGUGUACCAACACUGAGGGAUCAUUCACCUGUGGAUGUGAGGCAGGAUAUGUGCUAGACAGUGACAGUCCAACAUGUUCUGAAAUCACCUGCUCUGCUCUCCCUGAUAUUGAGAAUGGGGUGAUUGCCUACUCCAGUGACACAACUGAGCCUUAUGACUAUGGAACAACAGCUACUUAUGAGUGUGAUACUGGGUAUGAGCUAACAAGUGGGGACAAAAAGAGUAACUGCACUAAAUCUGGUGUGAAUUCAGAAGGCAUUUGGAAUGGAACCAUACCUACCUGUUCAGCUGUUUCCUGUAGCUCUCCUCCCACUGUUAUGAAUGUCUCUCCUGGAACACCCACCCCUGGCACAGCUCUCGGAGGGACAGUGACCUACACAUGUGACAGUGGGUAUGAAUUCUCCAAUGGAGUCACCACAGCAACAGUUACCUGUAUGGCUGACAGGACUUGGGGACCUCUACCAACUUGUCAACUUGUGGAUUGUGGCCCCCCUCCCUCUGGUAUCAACGCAUCUCCUGGAGCACCAACCAACACAACCUACCAAGGGACAGUGACCUACACCUGUGACAGUGGGUAUGAGGUCUCCAAUGAAGUCACCACAACAACAGCUACCUGUAUGGAUAGUGGGAUGUGGGAGACUGAACCAACUUGUCAACGUGUUACUUGUGGUAAUCCUCCCUCUGGCACCAAUGCAUCUCCUGGAACACCCAAUCCUGACAUAUUGUACCAAGGGACAGUGACGUACACCUGUAAAACCGGAUACUGGAUCUCUCCAGGAGUCACCACAGCAACAACUACCUGUAUGACUAAUGGGAUCUGGGAGCCUCUACCAACUUGUACAAUUGUGGACUGUGGUGAACUUCCCACUGUUAUCAAUGGAUCUCCUGGAUCACUAACCAGAACAACAUUUGGAGGGACAGUGUUGUACACAUGUAACGAUAAAUAUCACAUGUCAGGAUCAGCCACUGUGAUUUGUGAGGCUAGUGGGAGUUGGAGCACGAGACCAACUUGCUCAGCCAUAUGCAAAGACCUUCACCAAAUUGUGAAUGGCGACAUCAUCUUCAAUCCUGACACCACACCGAGAGCAGAAGGGGCCACUGCUGUGUACUCGUGUGUGUCUGGUUACAAGCUGUCUGGUGUGAACAUUAGGACCUGCGUGAACGGUACAAGUGGAAUGGGAGUGUGGACUGGAUCAAUACCAAGUUGCAGAGCAAUCUGUGAUAAUAUCACCCUCACCCAUGGAGUGAUCAGCUAUAGUCCAUCUACUACUCCCAGACUGGAGGGUACUGUGGCUACACACAGCUGUGAUGAGGGGCACGGACUGUCUCCUAGCGUGAGAAUUAGAACAUGUCAGCCUGACAAGACAUGGAGUGGAGAAGACAUCCUUUGCCAAACUAUUAUGUGUCCACCUCUCACUCAUCCCCAUGGCUCGGUAAUCCAUUUUUCUCCUGGACCACUUUACCCCUUUGGAACACAAGCACGAUACUUGAUGUUAUUCUGUCCUUUGGGUAUGGAGGAAAGAGGAGGAAAUUAUUUAAGGACUUGUACUGGCGAUGGUCGUAGUACUGUGGGGGUGUGGAGUGGAGCUGCUCCUGUUUGUGCAGAUCAACCACUCUUUCUGUCACUUCAAGGAUUAUCGUACUCUACCAACAAGAGUAACCUUCUAGUGACCAUAAUUGCAGCCACAAAUGACUCUGCCUUGACCUGUCACACCAACUCAACAAUCUGUUGCAGGGAUAGGGACAACCCACGAGAAGGUUCAGGAGAAUGGUUGUUUCCUAAUGGAACAAUGAUCACCGAGAACAGUGUCACUGGUAGUGGGUUUUAUUGGAUCAGAUACCAUCAAGUUGUCAGACUCUAUCGUCAAGGUGAUAUCAAGGCUCCACUAGGAACCUACUGUUGUAGAAUACCUGAUGGCCAUGGUGAUGUAGUGAGUGUUUGUGCUAAUCUUACAGCCAACAACAUUCGAUGUCCCUCUGACUCGGUAGUGGCUCCCAUUAACGGGAUGGUCUCAUACUCUAGUCCAGUGGAAAAGGGCAGUUAUGUUUUUGGAACUGUGGCCACCUUUUCCUGCUCACCUGGUUUUGGUCUUGAUGGUACCUCAACUAGAACUUGUGAUACUGAACAGGGAACAUUUAGUGGCACAACCCCAUCUUGUAUAGAACCAAGUUCCAAUGGCAGUGUUGGAGGGAUAGUUGCUGCGAUUGUCAUUUUGGUGGUUGCUCUACUGAUUAUUGGAGCAGUUAUUCUCAUUCUUGUCAGGGCUCGUAGAUCUGGUAAGCACACUUUCUCUAGCUUUGCGUUUGGUGGAGGGAGGGUCACGCGUAAAUCUCUCUUCACUGUGAAAGUUGACCCCCUGACCUCAUUGGACAUACCCCUGGAUGACCACAUUGACACCUUGACCCCUGAUGCAAAUAUGUAUGUUGGCGUGACCACCUCCUCCUUCAGUAAGGAAGGAGGCAGAGAUAAUACACAAGUAUCUGGAAUUAGUCAGAACAGUUCAUUUUACACGACUGACUUCCCUGCUCAUGUGGACACGAUGCACGAGGACACAGACAAGCUCUUCGAGACUGAGUACACGUCCAUCAGCAAGGAGCCCCAAUCUCCCAACAAUGAGUCAAAGCUGCCCCAGAACACAACCAAGAACAGAUUCGGAAAUGUAUUUCCUUAUGAUUUCAACCGUGUUAAGUUGAAGCCUGUGAAGGACAUCAUAGGAUCAGACUACAUCAAUGCCAGCUACGUUUACGGCUAUAUGGCUAACACCAAAUACAUUGCUACUCAAGGUCCAUUGCCUGAUACGCUGGAAGAUUUCUGGAAGAUGAUUUUCGAGAAUAAAUUGCAAACGAUUGUUAUGCUCACAAGAUGUUUUGAGGACAGGAAAAAGUGUGAGUGUUAUUGGCCCCUGAAGGACGACCAACCUCUUGAGAUGGGCUGUGGUAUCGUGGUCUCUCUGACCAGUAUGGUGGCCUUCCCUGACUUCACUGUCAGGAAAAUGAAAGUCAAUCAACCCAUCCUCGGCUCGUCCCCUGUGCUUGAGGUGACCCUGUUCCACUACACCUCCUGGCCAGACCACGGUGUCCCCUCCAGUGGCAUGUCCCUCAUCUACUUCACCCGUGCUGUUCGUAAGACACACCCCCAGGAUGAUCCCCGCCCACUCCUCGUACACUGCAGCGCUGGUGUCGGACGCACGGGAACGUUCAUUGUCUUGGAUACGAUGUUGGAUCGUAUGGAGAAGGACGGGAUGAUACAUAUCUACGAUUGUGUUACUCAUAUUCGGAAACAGAGGGUGCUCCUCGUACAGACUCUGUCCCAGUACAUCUUCCUGCAUGAUGCCCUCAGGGAGCUUAUAGUGUGUGGGGAGACAGAGAUACCAGCACAUGCUCUCAUGACAACUGUCAACCAGCUCAAAGAACCAGCUGCUGCUGAUGAGAACACACCCACUGGCUUCCAGCGACAGUUCAAGGUUUUGAGUGAGUUUUCUGGGCUUGACGGGACAGAGGACUACUACAGCUCUCAGAAUGAGGAGAAUGAAGACAAGAACAGAUACUCUCAGAUUCUGCCAAAUGAGAUGCACAGAGUCCAGCUUCAGUUCUCACCUUCUGGUUCUAACUACAUCAAUGCCAGCUACAUUCAUGGCUACCAACAGAGGCGAGGGUACAUAGCCACUCAAGGUCCCCUGGAGCACACCACUGGAGACUUGUGGAGGAUGGUGGUGGAGAACGAGUGCAGCUGUAUCGUCAUGCUCUGUGCCCUCAGCGAGGAGGAGCAGGAGGUGUGCCAUCGCUACUGGCCCAAGUUCCAAGGAGAAGCAGGCACUUAUGGUGACUUCACUGUCACUCAGCAGACAUUCGACGCUUAUGGGAACUACGUUGUCAGGAAGCUAUCUGUUGCUAUGGCAGCCUCCGAUGCGCCCCCCUGUGUGGUGACACAGUUCCACAUCACCCGCUGGACCGAGAAGGACCCCCCACAGAAUCCUGCCGCUUUACUGGACGUUGUGCAGGAGGUGAACGCUGUUCAGAUGGCCUCGGGCAACAAGCCCAUUAUCGUCAUGUGCAACAAUGGCAUUGGUCGCACUGGAGUGUUCAUCACCCUGCAUGCUCAACUGGAGCGACUCAAGAUUGAGGGCGUGGUCGAUGUGUUCCAGUUUAUCAAGUUUGCUCGCAAACAGAGGGAGGGGCUCGUUAGCUGUCCUGAGAUGUAUGCUUUCUGUCACGAGGCACUGGCUGACUAUGUGGACAGUUUUGAAACUUAUGCCAACUUCAAAGAACUGGUUUAAUUAUAACAGUAACUAUCAAUUAAUUUUUUAGAUUUAGAUUUAUAUGUAGUUCAUUAUAGUGGCUAUACCUUGGUAUAAAAAGUCACAAUUCAUGAAUAUAAUUAAGCCUCUAUAAUGACAUCA
This is a messenger RNA of Halichondria panicea, 5263 nucleotides long. Its product is annotated as sushi, von Willebrand factor type A, EGF and pentraxin domain-containing protein 1-like. Gene Ontology annotation, molecular function: calcium ion binding; protein tyrosine phosphatase activity. The coding region runs from base 20 to 5140 and encodes 1706 amino acids. Gene Ontology annotation, biological process: protein dephosphorylation. The transcript is spliced from 32 exons. NCBI's taxonomy places the organism in Eukaryota, Metazoa, Porifera, Demospongiae, Suberitida, Halichondriidae. The record is from RefSeq and is a predicted model, not a curated record.